AUGUCCACAAACUCCAGCAGCCAUAGUCUUCUGGGACUUCCAGUUGACGUUCUCAUGUGCAUCCUCGAUCACGCAGAACUUUGCGACUUGUACUGGCUCUCACAGACCUGCAAGUCCAUGCACCGCCUGGCAAAGAGGGACUUCCGCACCAUAGUCAACAACGCCAACGCUGAAGACAAGGCCAAGUUCUUGCUUGGUCUCGCAUACGUAUUGCCGGACCACUUCUUCUGUCGGAAUUCCUGUAUGCUUCACACUGUCGACAGCCGUUCUCCCUUAAGAAUGUCUUGUCACUGCCAGGACUACUCGGUCAACCAUAGGCGCAUUUGUGAGGCCAAUUUUGAGUUACGACACCAGGACGUUCAAAUGGCCCUGAAAUACAACCGCCUUGGGGGAUCUUAUAGAGAUGCACUUGCACCUCUCAUGCGAACUCAUUACGAAACACUUUAUAGACGCUCUUUGGGACCGAUUAUACACUCCUCUGCCACGCCCGAGAUCAAGAAUGGCCAUUUUCUCCUACAUGAAAAAUGGAAACUCCAGGCUAGCCUCACUCAAUCUCUCAACCUCAACCGGGUCCGCUCGAAUGUUUACAUCCCUAUCUGCAGCCACAUCCUCAUUUUGGGACGCAGGCCGAGUGUUGAUCCCACUGCGAAGAUCUCGGGUACAGUAUGGGGUUUGGCACGCCUUGCACCGCCGCCUGGAAACCUGGAAGUGGGAAGAAUUUACGCACCUCGUGGUUCUUGCCAAACAUGCUCGACGAGUUACGACUUCAGUGUCUCUGAGGCAAACGGGGUUGUUUUAAACACAACGCACGACUACGGUUCAUUCAAUUCACUGGAUGAGUGGAAGAGACGCAGUCUGGAAACCCCCGUUAUUUGGGCAACAACCACUUUGGACUUUGCUUUCGCUGAGAACGAUACGGGAGAGUUUGAGGAGGUGGUUUUGGAAGAUCGACCGAUGCUUUGGUUUUGA
This is a messenger RNA of Fusarium tjaetaba, 969 nucleotides long. RefSeq names its product f-box domain protein. Gene Ontology annotation, molecular function: protein binding. The transcript has a single exon. Lineage: Eukaryota; Fungi; Ascomycota; Sordariomycetes; Hypocreales; Nectriaceae. The record is from RefSeq and is a predicted model, not a curated record. Bases 1 to 969 code for a protein of 322 amino acids.